GCACUUUCAAUGGAAGUGAAUGGGGCCAAUUUUUGAAGGGUUUAAAGGCAGAAACGUAAAGCUAAUAAUUAUAUAAAAGCACUUACAUUAAUUUUUCUGUUAAAACUCAUGUAUUAUUUGAGCUGUAAAAUUGUUUAAAUCUUCAUUUUUACAGUUUAGGGUUUGAUGACAUUACAUCAUCAUGGCGACAAAGUUGCAAAAUUGGCUAUAACUUUACAGAAAAGGUUAGCAAGCGAUUUUUUCCACACUAAAAUCAUGUUAACGCAUAUUGUUUAAAUUUUGUGGCAAUACUUUUGAAACAGUGAGUAUUUUAAUGUUUACGGAUUGGCCCCAUUCACUUCCAUUGUAAGUGCCUCGCUGUAACACGGAUGUUUGCUUUUUUUUAAGAAAAUGAGGGAUGAGUCAAAACUCAUUUUUGAGCUAAUCAUCAUUAUGCCACAAAUGCUGUUAAGUCAGCUUAACUUGUAUUGAACCCGGGAAUAUUCCUUUAAGAUACAUUUUUUUUUAAGAUCAAGAGAAACAUAAAUACAGUCAAGUGUGUCCAAACGUAUGCCUUUAUUGCAACAGGUAGAUAGAGUACAGGCUUUGAAAAGUGCAAGCCUGCUCCUCCUCCUUUCCCCGGCGCUUACCAAUUACGUACAAACUACCACUCCCAUGAUCCCCCGCUUCGUCAGGCAGGAAGGACGUGUGUUAGCAGGAGCUCACACUGAUCCAAGUUAGGAGCUCUCAGCUGCUAGCUUUGGCCCAUCAUGUAAGUGCCUGCCGAGGUUUCUUUGCAGAGCGCUUGCAGAAAUUCCCCCGUUUUCGUUGCGCUUUGCGAGGCGUGCAAUUGCAAUCCCAGGCUUUGCACGGAGAAGACCGCACACGACGCCCAAAGGAUCCGAGUGCAUGAAGAUCGGGGCUUGUAUUUUGCACCUUUGUCGCAAAGCAAGCCCGCUUAAAGCCUCACUGCGAGGGCUAGAUGGAGGGAGGGAGCGACAAGGAAGGCAAAGUCUUUUGUGCUUCCCCUUCCCCCAACAACCCGAAAGGGGAGAUGUCCGUGCCAAAACCAGCAGGUAAAAAGAAGCCACCUCUCCGGCUUCCAAGAGAGGCAUUUGAGAAACCCCAGCCUGCACCUACACCCCCAAGAGACCUGGACUCCAAAGCCUGCGUUACCAUUGGAGAAAAGAACUUUGUGGUGAAAGCAGAUGAUUUGGAGCAGAUUGGGGAGUUGGGACGAGGGGCGUAUGGAGUGGUGGACAAGAUGAGACACGUCCCCAGUGGCGUAAUUAUGGCAGUAAAGCGGAUCCGGGCAACAGUAAACACACAGGAGCAGAAACGACUGCUAAUGGAUCUGGACAUCUCAAUGAGAACAGUAGACUGCUUUUUCACUGUUACCUUCUAUGGGGCUCUCUUCAGAGAGGGUGACGUGUGGAUCUGCAUGGAGCUGAUGGACACCUCUCUGGAUAAGUUCUAUAAGCAGGUGCAUGAGAUGGGUAUGACCAUCCCAGAGGACAUCCUUGGCAAGAUCGCAGUCUCUAUUGUGAAAGCAUUGGAGCAUCUCCACAGCAACCUGCAAGUGAUUCACAGAGAUGUGAAACCCUCUAAUGUCCUGAUAAACAUGCAGGGCCAGGUGAAAAUGUGUGAUUUUGGCAUCAGCGGGUACCUGGUGGAUUCAGUGGCAAAGACCAUGGAUGCUGGCUGUAAACCAUACAUGGCGCCUGAGAGAAUCAACCCAGAGACCAAUCAGAAAGGCUACAAUGUCAAGUCUGAUAUCUGGAGUUUAGGAAUCACAAUGAUUGAGCUGGCCAUUCUGCGGUUUCCCUAUGAGUCAUGGGGAACGCCAUUUCAGCAGCUCAAGCAGGUGGUGGAGGAGCCGUCGCCCCAGCUGCCUGCAGACCGCUUCUCAGCCGAGUUUGUGGACUUCACGUCACAAUGCUUAAAGAAAAAUUCCAAAGAGCGGCCAAACUAUACAGAACUAAUGCAACAUCCCUUCUUCACCCUCCAUGACUCCAAAGAUACAGACGUGGCUUUCUUUGUCAAGAGCAUCCUCGGGGACUGAGACCGUCCCUCUCGGCAAAACAGACGUAUUGCCACAGGAGGAGGGAGAGAUUGGACUGUUUCAGGAAAUAAAAGCACCAAUAGCAAGACUGUAAGACACGCCCACCUCAGCUGCCAGCAGUGCACAUGCACUCAAGAGGGGCUGGGGGACAGAAACUGAGGGAGGCGGGGUGUUUCUUAGCAACAUACGGGAGUAGGGCAUGGGACAGGAAUCUUAGUACGUGUGUGUGCAUGUAUGCGUGUGAGAUUGUGUGCGUGUGUGUUUGUAUGUGUGAAUUAAAAGCCUGCCUGUAUGUGCAUACAUGUGCAUUUAAAAGGUUUUACAGUCCCAAAUCUGAAUUUCAUGUCACAGCUAAUCUAUUGUUCAAUCGCAGUCAAAACUCCGCUUUACCUCUCAAUCCAAAAAGCAGUUUUAGCAUCAGGUGAAUCUGUUAUAGAUGUCUGUUGAGUUUUCCCCAGUGGCACUUCAGUGUAUUCUAAGUAUUCAGAAACGUUACCAACAAUGUCCGGUUCCUCAAAAUAAAAUGAAUUAAAAUAAAAAUACAGGGUGAGUGGUAUAGAUAUUUAUCCAUUAUCUAGAUAUGUAUAUAUCCUCAAAGAUAUUUCUUGAAUUUAUUGAAUGAGUACAUGAGGAAAAUAUGCUCUGUUUGGCUGUAAGGAGUGAUGAUGAUAAAAAAUAAAAUAAAAAAAUAUCAGAUCAGUUUUGAAAUGCUGUCAGAAUAGUAAGGGUUUAGGAACUAGGCCCACAGAGCUGUCCCUGAAUUAAAUGCUAAAGGGGUAGUUCACCCAAAAAGGAAAAUUCCUUCAUUUAAUCACCCUGUUGUUACAAAGCUGUAUAAUUUGCUUAAUAUAGGAAAUGUUAGGCAGAAUCCUCAGUCUCGGUCACCGUUCACUCUCAUUCUAUGGAAAAAAGACAGAAGAAAGAAGGCCACAGGUUUGGAACGAAAUGAGGGUGAACAAAGGAUAACAUAAUUUUCAUUUUGGUUGAACUGUCCCUUUAAUAGCCAGAAGUGAAGAGCUUUGCUUUGCCUGCAAGGCCUAAAUGCAGUGGUUGGUAGCAAACACUGCUUUCCAAAUACCCUCCAUGAACUCUGUGUGAAUGGGUGUAUGUAUGUGUGUGCUUUAUUUGCUACUUGUCUAUACCAAGGUAAUUUUGGGGCAAAAGAUAUCUUAGUCUGUUGGCUACAUCUGGUCCUCUCUGUUCUGAGCCAAUCAAAAAAAAAAAAAAAAAAAAAAAAAUUACUAUUUUCAACUGCAAUCCAACUGGAAAUUAUAAUAUUAUUAUUACUAUCAUAUUUUAUUACACACACUGCGUAUGUAUUACCGUAAUGAGGUGUUUUGCAGUUUCUGUACGUGUUGUAACUGCUGUUUUUCUCAUUGGAAACUUGACAAUUUCUUUUUAAUUUUAAGAUUGUGUGCAGGAAUGAGUGUGUUUAAGUGAGAGCAUGUGCGUGUACAUGUAUGCAUGUGAGCAUUUUUAUAUGAGUCUGAACACACGUAGCUGACACUUUCAAAGCCUCACUGUGACUCGGAAGCCUGAUUUUGUGCCUCUAUAGAGAAAAAAAAAGCAAAACAAUUCACCUACAGUACAUUUAAAUCAAACUACAAAACCCACGCUGCUUGUGUCACAAAGACAUGCUUUGCUUUCCUCAGGCUUUGGAUAGUGGUGAGGGGUCUGAUGCUUCGCUUUCUGGGCUUCUGGUUUUAAUCUCAUUAAAUUCUGUAAGAUGGAGAUGAUGUAUGUGUGCAUGCACGUGUGUGUGUGUGUGUGUGUGUUUUAUCUUUUUUUUUUUUUUUUUUUGGUUGGUCUUUUUUGUCUUGUGACCACUGUACACAGAAUGGAUAACACUGCUGAUUUGCCUGUAAUCGUUAUAUUGUUUGAUUCAAACAUAAAGGUUCUCUUAUAUCUUCGCUGCUUCUUUUUGAUAUGGGCAAUACGUUAAUGAAAUCAGUGUUUUUGGGGCCAGUUCAUCCUGAAGAUAUCCACUCCCAUGCAGUUUGGUUUAUGACUCAGUAAAUCUAUAUGCAUUAUAUUUGUGUACAAUAGAAAUGUAUUUUCAAACUUCAGAAAAAGUUGGUUUAUCUGGGCGUAUCUUACAAAACCUGUUGAGAACAUAUCCAGGUUAAUGUUUCACCCUAAAGAUUUUUUUUUUUUAAUUCAAAAUUACAUUGAUGAAUAGAAAAAAUAAAAGGAAAAAGAUUUUUUUGCUUUUUGACAUUUCAGCACAUUCAAAACAGAAUUUUCAUUACUGUCAAAAAACCUCAUUAGUGAAAAAAUGUUUCUUACUGUAAUGCAAAUAGAAAUAUAUUAUUUUAAAGUACAGUGGCAAGAAAAAGUAUGUGAACCCUUUGGAAUUAGCUGGUUUUCUGCAUUCCACAGCAUCUCUAUUGGGUUAAGGGCUCUGAAUAGGCCACUCCAAAAGGUGAAUUUUCUUUUUAUGAAGCCAUUCUGUACUGGAUUUACUUUGAUGUUUAGAGUCAUUGUCCUGCUGCAUCACCCAACUUCUACCUGACAUUAUCCUGUAGGAUAUCUUGAUGCACUUUGGAAGUAAUUUUUCCCUCGAUGAUGGCAAGUGGUCUAGGCCCUGAAGCAGCAAAGCAGCCCAAAAUCAUGAUCCUCCUUCCACCGUACUUCACCGUUGGGAAGUUUUCAUGUUGGUAUGCGGAGCCCUUUUUACGCAAUGUGUAGUGAUGCGUGUUCUUCCCAAACAAUUCAACCUUAGUUUCACCAGUCCACAAAACAUUUUCCCAGUAGCGUUUGGCAAACUUCAGGCAUACAGCAAUGUUUUGUUAAAGUAGCUGCUUCCUUUGUGGUGUCCUACCAUGGACACCACAUGGACAAACAUUGUUUAAUGUUUUCCAUAAAGUAGACUCAUGAACGGAGAUGUUAACCAGUUUCAGUGGUUUUUUCAAGUCUUUAGCUGUCAAUCAAGUGUUCUUUUUUACCUCAUUGAACAUUCUGCAGCAUGCCCUUUGAGUCAUCUUGGCUGGAUGGCCACUUCUAGGGAGAGUAGCCAUAGUACUAAAUUCUCUCCAUUUAUAGACAUCUUGUCUAACCGUGGACAGAUGAAUAUCUUAGCUCUUCAAGAUAACUUUGUAAACCUUUCCAGCUUUACGCAAAGAAACAAUUCUUGAGUGUAGGUCUUCUGAGAAUUUAUUUUUUUUUUAUUUUUUUUUUUUUUGUGAGGCAUGAUCCACAUCAGCAGAUGCUUCUUGUGAUUAGCAAACUCAAAAUGUUUGUGCUUAGUCAAAGUUGCUCCAACCCACACCUCCAAUCUCAUUUCAUUAAUUGGAUGUCAGGUUUGCAAACUCCUGACUAAUUAGCUUUUGUUGACAUCAUUAGCCUAGGGGUUCACAUACUUUUUCCAGCCUACACUGUGAAUGUUUAAUGUAUUUAAUAUGUACAAGAAAAAUACAAUAAUUUGUGUGGUAUUAGUUAAAACAGAUGAUCAAACCAAAUUUUAAUGCAAAUGUAUACAUAAAUGCAUGUAAUCUUGCCACUGUAUUUAUAUAUCAUGGUAGUAUUUGUUGUACUGCUAUUAUGCAGGCUGAUUAAAAAAAAAAAUAAUUGUAUUACAGUAAUUUGUUAAUGUAAUACAUUAAAAAAUAAUUACCGUAAUGAGAAUGUAUAGAGAAUAAUUAAAGAAUUAAAGGAACUCGAGUAAAAUGUUGGAACACAUUACAGUAAUGUUCAUUUAAUAGGGGUGCUUAAUUGUCAUAAAUAAAAAUGAAACAUGUAUAUAUCUAUAUAUAAAAUAGGUUUCUAUAUAUGAUAUAUUUCUUAUUUAUUAGAAAAUUAUAUUUUGAAAUGUGGCCUUGACAUGUUUUUUUGAGAGAUUCUCCAAACUACCCAUUCAGGUUUUGUGAUCAAGAAUAUUGCAAGUAGAGUUUAAAUACAUAUGCAAAAAAUGAGAAAAUUAAUGAACACUGAAAAACUGAAAAAUGCAGGGACUAACUUAGCACUUGACAAACCUUUCUAGUUGUUCUGGAAGUUUCUGUCCUCUGCUCAAACAGAUGACCGCUGCAUGCCACCCAAAUCUUUCCACUCCGUCUGUUUCAUUCAUCCAUAUGAGCAUUCCCAGCCAUCAUGUGUUAAAGCAAUAGAUUAGCUAAGUGGACACCACCGUGAGAUGACAGUACACGUGAUGACAUUAAGCACAAGCCCUUUGAAAAAGAUGACUUCUUGGCCUGUGGUAUAAGAGACAUCUUUCCUGUUCAUUUUUCAUUCAUCCCAAUUUCUUCUCCCUUGUGUGAGGUUAUAUCAGUUCUUUGUCAUUUUAUGUCACCUUCUCUUUGCUGAAAGAUUUAGAGUUAGAAUGUCUGAUGAUUUUUUUUUUUUGGUAAUCAAACAUGUCUUGUGA
Molecule: messenger RNA, 6401 nt
Organism: Myxocyprinus asiaticus (Chinese sucker)
Lineage: Eukaryota; Metazoa; Chordata; Actinopteri; Cypriniformes; Catostomidae
Product: dual specificity mitogen-activated protein kinase kinase 6-like
Exons: 12
Coding region: 962-2041 (359 amino acids)
Biological process (GO): protein phosphorylation; MAPK cascade
Molecular function (GO): ATP binding; MAP kinase kinase activity
Source: RefSeq, a predicted model, not a curated record